Messenger RNA from Aureobasidium pullulans EXF-150, 2370 nucleotides. RefSeq names its product DNA repair helicase RAD3. The record is from RefSeq and is a predicted model, not a curated record. Gene Ontology annotation, cellular component: nucleus. Gene Ontology annotation, biological process: transcription by RNA polymerase II; positive regulation of mitotic recombination; nucleotide-excision repair. The transcript has 7 exons. NCBI's taxonomy places the organism in Eukaryota, Fungi, Ascomycota, Dothideomycetes, Dothideales, Saccotheciaceae. Bases 1 to 2370 code for a protein of 789 amino acids. Gene Ontology annotation, molecular function: hydrolase activity, acting on acid anhydrides, in phosphorus-containing anhydrides; ATP binding; damaged DNA binding.
AUGAAGUUCAUGAUUGAUGAUCUCCCUAUCCUCUUUCCGUACCCCAGGAUCUAUCCAGGCAAAUACAUGUGUGAUCUCAAACGCACACUGGAUGCAGGGGGUCACUGUGUCCUGGAGAUGCCUUCAGGAACUGGAAAGACCGUCACACUGCUAUCUCUGAUUGUAGCGUAUCAACAACAUUACCCGGAACAUCGCAAAUUGAUUUACUGCUCACGUACCAUGUCUGAGAUUGAAAAAGCACUCGCAGAAUUGAAGGCUUUGAUGAAAUAUCGAUCUGAACAACUAGGCUACGUCGAGGACUUCCGAGGAUUGGGUCUUACUUCUCGUAAGAACCUCUGCUUGCAUCCCUCAGUAAAGAGGGAGAAGAGUGGUACAAUCGUUGAUGCCAGAUGUCGAUCACUCACAGCAGGCUUCGUCAAGGAGAAGAAGGAGAAAGGCGAAGAUGUGGAACUCUGCGUCUACCACGAGAACCUUGAUCUUCUCGAACCACACAAUCUGAUACCUCCGGGUGUCUUCACGUUCGACGAUGUGCUCAAAUAUGGAGAAGAGCAAAAACAGUGCCCAUACUUCACAGUCCGACGAAUGAUGCCAUUCUGCAACGUCGUCAUUUACUCAUACCAUUAUCUUCUGGAUCCAAAAAUUGCCGAAAGAGUAUCAAAGGAACUCUCCAAGGACUGCAUUGUCGUAUUCGAUGAAGCUCAUAACAUCGACAAUGUCUGCAUUGAAUCACUAAGUAUUGACAUCACAGAAGAUUCACUACGGAAAGCAGGAAGAGGUGCUGCAAAUUUGGAGCGAAAGAUCAGUGAGAUGAAAACCACAGAUGCAGCGAAGCUGCAGAACGAGUACGCAAAGCUAGUCCAAGGCCUCCGAGACGCGGACGAAGCCAACGACGAAGGCGCUUUCAUGAGAAACCCAGCACUUCCAGACGAUCUCCUCAAGGAAGCAGUACCGGGCAACAUCAGAAGAGCAGAACAUUUCGUCGCUUUCCUCAAACGCUUCGUCGAGUACCUGAAAACUCGCAUGAAAGUCCUCCACGUCAUUUCAGAAACACCGCCAUCGUUCCUGCAACAUCUCAAGGAGCUCACAUUCAUCGAAAGAAAACCUCUACGGUUCUGCGCUGAGCGUUUGACAUCCCUCGUCAGAACUCUCGAGCUCACAAACAUCGAGGACUACCAACCACUUCAGGAAGUCGCCAGUUUCGCGACUCUAGUCGCAACCUAUGAUACAGGCUUCCUCCUCAUCCUCGAACCCUACGAAUCAGAAACCGCCACUGUUCCAAACCCCAUCCUCCACUUGACCUGUCUCGACGCCGCCAUCGCCAUCAAACCCGUCUUUGACCGUUUCUCAUCCGUCGUCAUCACAUCAGGCACAAUCUCCCCUCUUGAAAUCUAUCCCAAGAUGCUAGGUUUCAAUACCGUGGUGCAAGAAUCAUACUCCAUGACAUUAGCGAGAAGAAGUUUCUUGCCAAUGAUUGUAACCAGAGGAAGCGAUCAAGGUGCCAUUUCCUCCAGUUUCACCAUCCGCAACGAUCCCGGUGUCGUACGCAAUUACGGAAACCUCCUCAUCGAAUUCUCCAAAAUCACUCCCGAUGGCGUAGUAGUAUUCUUCCCGUCUUACCUGUACAUGGAAAGCAUCAUCUCCAUGUGGCAGGGCAUGGGCAUCCUCGACCAAGUCUGGAAACACAAACUCAUCCUCGUCGAAACCCCCGACUCACAAGAAACCUCUCUAGCCUUGGAAACCUAUCGUACAGCAUGCAGUAACGGCAGAGGUGCCAUUCUACUAUGUGUCGCGCGUGGAAAAGUCUCCGAAGGCAUAGAUUUCGACCACCAUUACGGCCGCACCGUGUUGUGCAUCGGCGUACCAUUCCAGUACACCGAAUCCCGCAUCCUCAAAGCACGUCUGGAAUUCCUCCGCGAAACCUACCGCAUCAGGGAGAAUGAUUUCCUCUCUUUCGACGCCAUGCGUCACGCGGCACAAUGUUUAGGUCGUGUGUUGCGCGGAAAAGACGAUUACGGAAUAAUGGUUCUCGCGGACCGAAGAUUCGGCAAGAAGCGCGUGCAGCUUCCCAAAUGGAUCAAUGCUGCAUUGUUGGAGGGGGAUUCCAAUCUUUCCGUCGAUCAGGCCGUCGCUACGGCCAAGAGGUUUUUGAAGCAGAUGAGCAAGCCUUUUCCGGCGAGGAUGCAGGAAGGUGUUAGUACGUGGAGUAUUGAAGAUUUGAACAGACACGCUGCAAAAGUGGAAAGGGAGAAAGCUAGAGAGGAGAGGAAUGCGGGUGUUGGUGGGGAUGCUGUUAUGAGGGAAGCCCAUCAUGCCGCAGAAGAUGAAUAUGGAGGUUUGGACGAUGAGGAUAUCAUGCAAAUCGAUGCUUGA